This is a messenger RNA of Aspergillus candidus, 2204 nucleotides long. RefSeq lists its product as uncharacterized. The coding region runs from base 39 to 2063 and encodes 674 amino acids. Gene Ontology annotation, cellular component: cytoplasm; nucleus. The transcript is spliced from 3 exons. The record is from RefSeq and is a predicted model, not a curated record. Gene Ontology annotation, biological process: intracellular signal transduction; mitotic cell cycle. NCBI's taxonomy places the organism in Eukaryota, Fungi, Ascomycota, Eurotiomycetes, Eurotiales, Aspergillaceae. Gene Ontology annotation, molecular function: histone H3T3 kinase activity.
CAGAAACCCACCUUUGAGGGCUUGGGCAUCAGCAAACAAUGUCUAUGCUCUCAUCACCCGUCGCCAUGGGUGACACGACUCCGCAACAACGGAAAUCGAAGCCGACGACGAAGCCACGCCAGACAACGCAACGAAGAGUCUACGGGAAACGGAGAGCGGACGCUGCUAGGGCGGUGUUUGAUCAGAGAAGUCCUGCAAAGGAAGUGGAGAAGGCAAAGAAGACCAUCGUCCAGGAUGCGAUCGAAAAUAUUCAAGUCAAGUUAGCGGAGGUUCAGUUGGACGAGACACCGGUACCGGAGGAGACAAUAUCAGAGAAGGAGACAGCACUAGAGCAGUGCCUAGAGACAGAUGCGACUCCAUCUUCCAAUAAUGAAACACCCGUACAGACCGUCGAAGUGCAAGACAAGCCGAUCCCUAUCGAAUCCUCGCCUCCGAAGACAUCCCCUAUAACGGCGCCGAAGCGAUACGAGAGGAUGGUGGAAGUUAGGAUUAGCACACGAACGUCCCUCGAGAAAAAAUUGGAGUCACAGACGCCGGAUCAGCCUACAACAACAAGUGAUAAGGAACCCAUCGAGAAGACACCGGCGCCGGAGAAUGGCCUCGAAUCUGCAACAGCAAGUGAGACCCAAUCUGCAACGGCAACGGAGAAAAGAUCGACGCGGAGAAAGAAUAUUUCCCCAAGGGUGUCAUCUGGCUACGUCAUGGAUGCAAAAGCGAAUGCCUAUGUCCAGCCUAUUCUAGACGAGGCACUAUCCCCGGUCGCGGCAGGGAGCGUCCAGAAGUUCAGUUCGUGGGCAGCUCGUGGCGGAAACAUGCUGCAGGUUGUCAAGAUUGCGGAGGGCUCAUACGGUGAGGUGUAUAAGCUUCGUCUGCGCGAAGAGGUCUGCGAGAAGGAGAUGUCUAAGUCGAAACUUGCGCGUCUCAGGGCGUAUGGCGACGGCGUAUUCAAGAUUGUUCCUCUGCGUGCAAAGAGCGGCCCGGGAUCAAAAAAGCAUACCAGUAUCAAUGAGAUCGUCUCGGAAGUGAGGAUGCUCAAAUACUUGGAUCCAAUCCCGGGAUUUGCUCGCUUCAGGGAGAUCCAUGUCGUCCAGGGCCGAUUUCCCGAAUCUUUCCAAAAUGCAUGGGACUACUAUAAAGAGACCAAGGAUGACUGUCUCAAUCCCAACCCAUCAAACAAGAGAGCCUACCCCGAUACCCAGUUGUGGGCAAUUGUUGAGAUGGACGAUGCCGGGUGUGAGCUGGAGAAGUUUGCCUGGUCGUCUAUCUUCCAAAUAUACGAUAUCUUCUGGGGCGUCGCCAUGGCCCUUGCCCGUUCUGAAGAAUAUGCACAAUUUGAGCAUCGCGAUCUCCAUCUUGGAAAUGUCUGCAUUCGGAGUACACGGCCGGACGGCUGUAUGGACCCUCCAACAUCCACGGAUAUCAUGUCCCGGUCGUCUGCAAGUGGCUUUGGUCUCAGCACCCUAGAAACUACAAUCAUUGACUACUCGCUCUCACGAGCGGAACUGCGAUCCGUUGAAUCAGGCGAGAUAGUGGAUGUUGCCUCGUCGGAUCUUGACAAGAAACAGAUCUUCGACGCCAUCGGCCGUGACGAGGACGAGAUUUUGCUGAGAGACACCUACAGACACAUGCGCGCAACUCUCUACACGGGGAAUCCCAGCGAGGCCGAGAAGCCGGCUGAUGUCCCAGGGAUCUGGGCUGAUUAUGCGCCUCGAACAAAUCUCGUCUGGCUUCUAUUCCUGCUCAAGUCUCUUCUCAAAAACAAAAAGUCUGAGCCUACGCCGUCAAAACCGGCUAGGCAAGCCCUCGCUCCAUGCACCCCCAACAAGACCAUCAAACAAGCUGGGAAGUCGGGCAAGAAAGACAGCAAGCCUCAAUCUGGCGUCCUCACUGUAGGAUCACAGGACAAGGUGGUCUCAAAACUCAAAGACACGCUUGGAAAGAGACUCGAUGCUGUUUUGGAGCUCCUGGAUCUAAAGCAUGGGCAUGAAGACAUGUGCUGUGCGGCGGAUUUAGUCGCCUACGCGAUGGACUCGCAGUGGCUAGAUGAGAGGGACUUUUUCUAAUACUUUGGUUGCAUUACAGGGGGGUUGUAUUGAGGCGCCUUGCAUUUUUUUUUUCUGUUAUAGAUACACCCGGUCAGCAUGGUGUUGGUUAUUACUUUGGUCGAUGAUUUUGUUUGCAUAUAUAGAGCGUGCAGGUGUUGA